Necator americanus (New World hookworm) is the source of this 321-nucleotide messenger RNA. RefSeq lists its product as uncharacterized. Bases 1 to 321 code for a protein of 106 amino acids. The record is from RefSeq and is a predicted model, not a curated record. The transcript is spliced from 4 exons. NCBI's taxonomy places the organism in Eukaryota, Metazoa, Nematoda, Chromadorea, Rhabditida, Ancylostomatidae.
AUGUCGUCGUCUGCUUCGACAUCGCUUUGCAUCAUAGCGGUGCUGAUUGUCGUCGCGUUGGCACAAGAUGACUCCAGCCCCGAUAAGCGAGCAAUGCGUAAUGCUUUGGUACGUUUCGGUCGUGCUGGAGGCGGCAUGCGAAAUGCGUUGGUCAGGUUUGGGAAGAGAUCGUCAGCUGAUGAUGAUUAUGAAGCUGCCUUACAGGACAAACGCAAUGGAGCACCACAACCAUUCGUUCGGUUCGGUCGAUCAGGACAUCUAGAUCACAUGCACGACAUCCUAUCAACGUUGCAAAAACUCGAAAUGGCAAACUACUAUUAG